Pipra filicauda (Wire-tailed manakin) is the source of this 4161-nucleotide messenger RNA. RefSeq names its product coenzyme Q2, polyprenyltransferase (gene COQ2). The record is from RefSeq and is a predicted model, not a curated record. Gene Ontology annotation, cellular component: mitochondrial inner membrane. Bases 16 to 1188 code for a protein of 390 amino acids. NCBI's taxonomy places the organism in Eukaryota, Metazoa, Chordata, Aves, Passeriformes, Pipridae. The transcript is spliced from 8 exons. Gene Ontology annotation, biological process: ubiquinone biosynthetic process.
CGUUAUGUCCCGGUGAUGACAAGGGAGCCCGGCCCGCCACAGCCCCGGCCGCGGGCGCUGCGCAUGCGUGGGGCCUCGUCGCGGCGCCCCGCCGGGGCCAAGAUGGCGGCAGCGCUGCUGUCGCGGCUGUGCCGGGGCCCCGCCGGGCUCCGGGGCCCCGCCAGGCUCUACGCUGCCCGCCCGCCCCUCGCCGUAGCCCCGCCGCUGUUGCUGUCUCGCCGCCGCCCCUGCGAGCACCCGCGGCCGCGCAGCUUCUCGGCGGCCGAGCUGGUGCGCGCCGCGCCGGGCCCGCUGCAGCCCUACCUGCGGCUCAUGCGGCUGCACCAGCCCGCCGGGACGUGGCUGCUGUACCUGCCAUGCACCUGGAGCAUCGGGCUGGCGGCCGAUCCCGGCUGCCUCCCGGACUGGCACAUGCUGUCCCUGUUCGGCGUGGGGGCCGUGCUCAUGCGGGGCGCCGGCUGCACCAUCAAUGACAUGUGGGAUCGCGACUUUGACAGAAAGGUUGCAAGGACAGCAAGUAGACCCCUGGCAGCUGGAGAUAUCUCCACUUUUCAGUCCUUUGUUUUUCUCGGGGGGCAGCUUAGCUUGGCACUCUGUGUGCUUCUGUGUCUGAAUUACUACAGUAUCGUUCUGGGAGCAGCCUCUUUGUCUCUUGUGGUCACCUACCCUCUGAUGAAGAGAAUAACGUAUUGGCCACAGCUGGUUUUGGGACUUACAUUUAAUUGGGGAGCCCUUCUUGGCUGGUCUGCCAUCAAAGGGUCGUGUGAGUGGUCCGUGUGUUUGCCCUUGUACUUGUCUGGAGUCCUGUGGACGCUGGUGUACGAUACCAUUUAUGCACAUCAGGAUAAGAAGGACGACAUCAUGAUCGGUGUGAAGUCAACUGCAUUACAGUUCAAGGAGGAUACAAAACAGUGGCUUGGUGGCUUCAGCCUUGCCAUGCUCCUGAGUUUGUGUGUGGCAGGGAUGAACUGUAACCAGACGUUCCCGUAUUACUCAGCUGUGGCUGCUGUAGGGGCUCACCUAGCACACCAGAUUUACACUUUGGACAUAGACAAGCCUGAAGACUGUUGGAAGAAAUUUGCUUCAAAUCGUACUGUAGGAAUUCUGCUCUUUACAGGGAUUGUACUUGGAAAUUUGUGGAAACAAAAGGACUUAAAAAAUGUAGAAGAGCCUUUAGAAAACAGAUAGUUGAAAUUAUUAUAAAUACUGAUAUUUUAGUCCUGCUAAAAUACGUUCCUCCACAGGAUAUUGAGAUGAUAAAUGCUUUUGCAGGCAACAGGAAGGUCAGAUGUGCCUGGCAAAGGCCUACUGAAACACUUCCAGUUCCUCUGUGGACCAGAAAACUGGGUAACUAACACCAACCUUUGCCUGUGCGUGCUCCCAUUGUACUUUGUAGAAAGGUGUAUCAAAGCAAGAACAGCUCUUUGUCCAGGAUUAGCCCUACAGAAGUAGGGUGCUGGUUCCUGCAGGGAUGCAGGGAGAGGUUGCCAAGGCAUCCCUUCAUGGUGGGGCUGGAUCUUUUCCUUAGGAGCCCACUUAACACAGUGGCACAUGAGAGGUUUCACGCUCACCUUUGACAAGGGAGGGACUCUCCAUAGGGUCAGCCAAGGCAAACUGUGCCUGGAUUUUGCUAUUUGUGUGUUUCUUGGUAAAUAUGGAGGUGGUGAUGCAAGGGGGCCAGAUUUUUCCCUCCGUUUGAAAGUAUUUGCUGCAGGUACUUGGCUCCGGAGCUGCAGGGAGCAAACAGCUUGAGCCAGAGCACCCAGGCCAGCCGGUCUGGCUGGCAGGAGCUCAGCCCCCGGGGCCACCAGGGCAGCAGGUCAGGCGUGUUGCCAGCCACUGGUAACGUGGCUUGGCAUUGAACAAAGGACAACAGUUGGUUCAAAGGCACUACAGAAUGUGAGCUCUUCCCAAAUCUGAGCUACUUAAAGUCAUAUCACAUAAUUGUUCAGAAACUUACUAUUUUUCGUUUUUAAUGAAAAGGGGGCUUGACUAGGUCAGAAAGGUGUGUCUGUGUGGAAAGAUCAGAGCAUCCUCUGGGUCACUAAAAAGCCAGCUGAAAAUUAAGGUACCACAUCACCUGCACCAGCACGGCACUGUGAUUAGCCAGUAUUCAAGGGAGACACUGAAAGCACAACUGUUGUGAUGAGGGACUGGUGUGGUAAGCAAAAUGUAGAGAAUGUAUUUUGUGGGCACUUGGUUAUUUCCUUUUGGCAAAAGCUGGGAGAGGGCCAUUAGUUUAUUUCGAAACACUUCACAAUACAAAUACUGUGAAGACAAGCUCUGUUUAAGCUUCAAAACAAAGCAGACAAGAAAAAAUGGGGACAUUAACUGGUCAUGGAUAAUGUGAAGUUUUAGGUACUAGCUGAAGGCUCCUGGUGUACUGAAGAGGUGAGUUUCCUGCAGUGCCUCCCUGUAGUUUGUGGCAGAGGCAAAAGGCCAGAGCAAAUUUUAAUGGAGUGUACUACAUGCAGUACCAGAGUUACAAAGAAAAUCACAAAAGAGACAAUUUGUUUUACAGUACUUCUCUUUUCCUGCCACUUCCAGGCAGCUGUACAUAUGUGAUUUUGUCUGAACAGACCAGAAAGGUCUAGUACAAUUAAACCAAAACGAAAACAACAACAAAACCAGAAUUCAAUGCCAAGUUCAAAACUUCUAAAAAUACAGCUUUAAUUUCUGGAAGAGGGAGUGUAAAUCCACAUCCUAAUGAAAAACAAACGAAACCCACUCCCGAAUGCUUACAUCAGCAGAACACAGUUCCUCUAAAUUGCAGAGCUUGGCUAUGGCAGGUAGAGUAAUAAGGAAAUACACCUAAUAUAAAGAAGUUGCUUCAACUGCGUAAAGAACAGAACCAAGCCUGUAACAGGCUGUGAGGGCAGUGGGGAAAGCAAUGCCCAUUCUGCAGGACCUUGGGGUUUUUUCCUAGACUGACAUCAAAGCAUUUGGAACCUUCAGCUCUGAAUGAAAAGUAUCUCGCUCUCAACAAGUCCCUGAAAGGAGGUUGUAGGCAGGUGGGAGUUGGUCUCAUCUCCUGGGUAACAAGUGGCAGGAGAGAAAACGGUCUCAAGCUGUACCAGGUGAAGUUUAGAUUUGAUAUUAGGAGAAACUCCUUCACUGAAAUGGUGGUUAGGCAUUGAAACGGGCUGUUCAAGGAAGCGGUGGAAUCACCACCCCUGGAGUGUUCAAAAGGUGUGAGGAUGUGGCACUUGAGGACAUGGUUUAGUGGUGAAUAUGGCUGUGCUGGGUUAGAGGUUGGAUUCCGUAAUCUUAGGGAUCUUUUCCAAUCUUAAUGAUUCUAUGAUUCUAUAUAGAAGGGAAAUAAUUUUACCUCCAGCUUAACUUUGCAAGCAGCAGCACGUACAUAGCAUCAGGGGAGUGUUUUGAGGAGAAGCUUCGACAGCAUUAGGUGGCUGCUUAAUAGAAAAACCUGCAUGCAUUUUGUGUUGCCUCUCAUGCGGCAGCAUGGCCAAAUAUUUAUCAAACAGAUUUUCCAGCUUCAUCAGAGCUUAUUUUCCCCCAAAAGCUGUCAUGUUAUUAACUGCUUUUUCAGGGGAUAUGUAUAAAUGGCAAUAAAAGUACUUGAGAGAAAAUAGAGGAAAGCACAGAUUUUAAGUGCAUUACAGUUGUGCUUUACUUAAGGGACCUUGAAUUUAUUUGCUUAGAGAUGACAUGAUCCUUUUUCCCCCCUACUUCCGCGUGCAUGACACUGCACAGUGGGUGCAAUAAGGCAGUAAAUGACACUGCACAGUGGGUGCACCAAGGCAAUAAAUGAAAGGUUUGGCAGUCCACUGGAAAGAAUUGUGCUGAUUGUAUCUGUCAGGUGAGGGGCUGGGAGUUCCCUGCCUCCUUCCUCCUUAGGAGGAAGACCCAGGGCAGAAAGCCGAGGCUGUGUAAGCACAGGUUGUCCAUGGAGCUGAAGGGGCUGAGGUUGCUCUUGGCUUGGCAAAGGACAGGCUGAAGGUCUGGUGCUGCAGAACAAGGAUGUAUCACUCAUAAUGGGCACAAAGAAUGCAUAUUUUAUAGUCCACAGAGACAUCUGGCAGAAAUCCUAAGAUGAGGAAGAAACUAACUGAGCCAACUCGUUUCAACUGUGCUGAAACUGCUGCUGAAAGAUUUCUUGGGGAGUUCAGUGUCCCUGUAGAGGAUAACUUCUUUUUUAUU